Molecule: messenger RNA, 2097 nt
Organism: Coffea arabica (coffee)
Lineage: Eukaryota; Viridiplantae; Streptophyta; Magnoliopsida; Gentianales; Rubiaceae
Source: RefSeq, a predicted model, not a curated record
AUGUGGAUUUACAAUCCUAAACAUGACAUUGAAUUUGAGAAGGGUGAAUUAUUCACCAAUGUGGAUGCAUUCAGAGCUGUCUUAAAAGAUUAUGUUAUUCAAAAAGGUUUUCCACUUCUGAGAUUGAAAAAUGAGAGAUCGAGAGUGACUGCUAUAUGCAAUGCUAAGGGAUGUCAGUGGAGAAUACAUGCAUCACCAAUGGCUGAUAAUAUAACUUUUCAGAUUAAAAGUUACCAACCACAGCACACUUGUGUAAUGGAUAAACACUGUGCUGAAGCCACUUGUGAUUGGAUGGCCAAGAAGCUGGUUGGUGUCAUGAGAGAUCAUCCUAUUAUGACCAGUAAAGGUGUAGAGGCAAAGUUGAGAAAGUAUGGUGUGAAGCCAAGUAAAAUGCAGAUUUUCAGAGCUAAGAACAAAGCACUUAAUGAAAUAGAAGGCACACAUGCUGAAUCUUAUUCUAAACUCCCCUCAUAUGCUGAACUGUUAAGGAACAAUAAUCCCAAUAGUAUUUAUAAAAUACAUUAUGAUAGGCCAAAUCUAUUAAUUGAGCCUAAAUUUCUGAGAAUAUUCAUUAGCUUUAAAGCUCAAAAGCCGGGAUUUCUAGAAGCAUUUGCUGUAACUGAAUGCGAGAACAAGGAUACUUGGAGGUGGUUCUUCUACUACUUUCAAGAGUUCUUUGGACCAUUAGACAACAACAUCCCUUUAACUUUCAUGAGUGAUAGGCAGGAGGGACUGAAUCUUGCUUAUGAGGAGAUAUUUCCUGAUGCAACUGGUAGGCAUUGUUGUAGGCAUAUAUGUAGCAAUUUCAAGUCUCAGUUUCCAGGAAUAUUACUUAGAAGUUUCUUUUGGAAGACAGCAAAAAGUUAUGAUGUUGUUGACUAUAAUAAAGCAAUGGCAAGUAUUAAAGAUAUUAACAUUGCUGCUUGGAGAUAUCUGGACAAAAUUCCAAGAAGUUCCUGGUGUAGGCAUGUCUUCUCAUCUGAACUUAAGUGUGAUCAUGUAACAAAUAAUUUCACUGAAUCCUUUAAUAAUUGGGUUGGUGAUCUUAGAGGAAAGCCUAUAUUGACAUUAGUUGAUGGUUUGAGGAGAAAGUUCAUGAAAAAGUUGCAUAAGAGGUACCAAAAAUGUUGCACUUUGACUGCUAAUAUCACUCCCAAGAUUGCUGAGAAACUCACACAGAUUAGCCAAGCAUCAAGAAAAUGUGAGAUACAUAUGGCUAGUGAAGAUACAUUCGAGAUUGGUGAUGUUGAUAGAAGCUACAUAGUUAAUCUCAGCAAAAGAAUCUGUGAUUGUGGUGCUUUUCAAAUAUCUGGAAUUCCAUGUAAACAUGCGGCAUUGGAAAUUAUUUACAGGAGGAAAAAAUUGAAACAUUACUGUGAAGCCUGGUUCACAAGGGACAUGUAUUUGAAGGCAUACUCUGAAAUGAUUCAUCCUAUUCCUGAUGUGAAAAGGUGGCCUGCGAUGCCUAAUUUACUCCCAAAAACUGUGUUGUCACCUCCUUUGCGAAGAGCUCCUGGUAGACCAAGAGUAAAUCGAAGAAGGGAAGCUGAUGAGAGAGCUUCCUCUUCACAACCAAAAAGGAGCAGCACUCUCAAGUGUGGCCAUUGUGGAGCUUUUGAUCAUAAUAAGAGGACCUGCAAAGGACAACCUGUGCACAGAACGACUGCAAACAAAACCAUAGCUGAACUGAUGACAAAUAGGAGAGGUAGACCAGGCAGAGGAAUGGCCAGCACAGGCUUAUCAGGAGCUGUACUUUGGGAUUAUGCAGAAGGAGCAGUACCUAUAGUUCACUCCAGUCAAGGGAGCAAUCCUAGUCCUACUGGUCAUAAUGGAGGUGUUAACGUGCAGAAUAAUUGUCAAACUACUGCGGCAGGCUCUAACAGAAAGAGAGGAAGACCUGCUUCAAACAAUCCUUCUACUUCAACAGUCAGAGGUACUGGUAGGACCAAAAGUACUAGAAUAUACUCCAAUCCUCAGGUUCCAGUUCAUUCGACUUCUGACAUAGCUGAAAAUGCUACACUUGUCAACAUGAAUGCACCACCAAAUGUGAACUCUAAUAGCAUUAGCAGUACUAGCACUUUCAGUAACUGGUUUUGA